Molecule: messenger RNA, 1662 nt
Organism: Lentinula edodes (shiitake mushroom)
Lineage: Eukaryota; Fungi; Basidiomycota; Agaricomycetes; Agaricales; Omphalotaceae
Exons: 1
Coding region: 1-1662 (553 amino acids)
Source: RefSeq, a predicted model, not a curated record
AUGUCGGCAUCAGACCCACCCGAUGAAUUUGAAGAACACGCUAUUUCGGAACGAUGGCGAACAUUUUCGUCGCUUCCAACUACUCAACUUCGCGCGAUAUUGACACAGGAGCAAAUCGAUAUUCAUAUUCUUCGCGACAAACUCUCUGCUGCAGAGAAAAAAGUCGCGAUGAUCAAAACCAUUCUAUCUCCAUUUUCGCGUCUUCCACAGGAACUCAUUUCCGAAAUAUUUCACGUUUACUGUGCCACUCAAGGUGUCAUUUACGACGCGUUCCAAAAACGGAAUUCGCGAACUCGCCCAUCCAAAGUUGACCCGGACAGAAUCGUAUCUGGGGUCUUCACGAUCCCUCCUCAGUUGAUCCUCACACAAAUCUGCAGCUAUUGGCGAACUGUGGCCCACGAGACGCGAUCUCUUUGGACGAAUUUAACCGUAUAUAUCCAGACGGGCAAAUUCACUCACCACGAACAGCUCAUCGAAAAUUGGUUAAAUCAUAGUGGUCAGAAUAUGCCUUUAGACAUUUUCCUAUCCGUUCCAAAGGGCAAAGGUCAAGUCACCAAGUCCAUCAUGCUCGGUAUCAUUCCGUUUGCAAAUCGUUGGCGUCGUCUUGAGCUCUCGGCCCCCUUCCAGACUAUCCGGCCGCUCCUCAUUAGAACUCUUGAUGCUCCUUUGCUCGAGCACGUGCGGAUGAACAUCUGUCAUAUCACAGAGUCUUCGAUGCUUGCGUAUUCCAUGGAUGUAACUUUCGUUUCAGAUGGCUACUAUCCUGCCUUUCAUAAUGCUCCGAAAUUAUACUCCUUCGACUGCGGGGCUAUCUUCGACCCCGAUACUUAUCAUGAGGAUACAUUCUCCUUCCUAACCAUUCUUCCACAGCCUCAGCAACUUACCCAUCUCGCUAUGAAUGGCAAUGCAUUUGUCCCAUCCAUCUCUGGCGGUUUCUCGUUACUGGGGGUAUAUGCGCACAAUCUUGUAUCUCUCUCUAUCCAUGUAUCUCGCGAAACUCCUGACGCAGAGGCGCCAUUUCCUUUGACCUUUCCCCAACUUCGUUCUUUAUCGGUCGUUGCGUCAUUUCCCUUUGACGGAGACCACUUUUUCGAACAGCUUACCUUGCCCGUCCUCGAAACUUUCGAAUUCACGAUAGAGAAAGAUUGUUUUAUGAAUGAUCAAGCAUAUACAAAAAUAAUAGAUAUGCAGGCCAGGUCAUCGUUUGUCCUGAAGGAGAUCGCGAUCUGCAACGCUUUUAAUGCCUCGAACCUGUGCACAUUUCUUGAAAUGCAGAACUCAUUGAGACGUUUAACCCUCUCUGCUCUCCAUUCUUGCAAACUCCAGAAUGUAGUGAGCUGGCUUUCUAACAAGCCCUCGGCCUUGCCAUGUUUACAAGAAUUGCACCUAUUGGGUGGUCAAAUGAAAAUGGGUAGUGAAGAUCCCUGGGAGGGACUAGUGGAUAUAAUUCAUGGCCGGGCUCAGUUACCUGGCGAGCUGAUGGGUGUCUGCGGGAAUCUGCAGCUACUCGAUAUCCGCAUGUCCAAGACGGCAUUUGGACGUAUGGACCAGGAUGAGUUAAAUUCACUGCAACAAUAUAGGGAUCUCGGGUUGGACAUUCGUUUCCAUAUAUGGCUUUCUAACGGGAAGUUGGUCGAUGCCGUGGAUCACCUCGCUUCCUGA